This is a messenger RNA of Paecilomyces variotii, 1440 nucleotides long. RefSeq names its product ACT domain-containing protein. Gene Ontology annotation, biological process: cellular response to L-arginine; regulation of intracellular signal transduction. Gene Ontology annotation, cellular component: cytosol. Lineage: Eukaryota; Fungi; Ascomycota; Eurotiomycetes; Eurotiales; Thermoascaceae. The transcript has 3 exons. The record is from RefSeq and is a predicted model, not a curated record. The coding region runs from base 1 to 1440 and encodes 479 amino acids.
AUGGCUCAACCAUUAUCCCUCAUAUCUGUUCAAGUCCAACUUAUGGACGAGCGGCUUGUCUUGGUCCACAUACCUCUGGACCUCUAUCCGUUUUUCGUGCAGCCUCUUCUGCAACUCAUCUUCCACGAGGUCCCUGCCAUGGAUGAGCGGAAUGAAGUCGAAGACGAAGAUGACGAAGCUAAAAGGGUCUCACAACCGGUAUUCUUGAAUCUUUCUGUCACUCCGGUCGAAUGCUCUGUGGUGUGUGCAAGGCAUCUGGCGGAACUCUAUUUCGAGCCGCUCGUCAGGCAGUUUGACCAGGCCGCUUCUGCCAGUGGGAGUCGAGUCUCCAUCAGCAAGGAAGAUUUCAUCGUCAUGCAAGUCGAGGGACAGGGCCUGGAUGCAGGCCAGCGUGUGUUGGAGUUGACUAGUCCGUUGGCGAUGGCGGGAAUUUCCAUCUUCUUUAUCUCGACAUACUUCUCAGACUAUAUCCUGGUCCCUCUGCGUUCCAAAGGUCAGGUUGUGCAAGCCCUCGAGAAACGCGGUUUUACCUUCGAAGUUUCCACAGAAGCGUUUGUCAACAGUAGUCAGUCUCAGUACGGUGGUCCCUUCUCUCCUGUCUCGCCGCCAGGGCCUGUUGCACGGUCACCACCGAACACCCCUCCCCCCUCAAGUCUUUCUGAACUGCAGCACAGGACCUUUGCCUAUUUGCGAAAGCACAAUAUCGUGCCACGAGUGGACGAGUCCCUGCGUUUGGUCCAGUGUGCGGCUCACCAUCGAUGGUCUAGCGACACUAGCUCUUUUGCUCUCUUACGGCCUGCGCUCACCACAGCUUUACUGGUCGACAAGCCUCGGUUUCUAUCCUUGACGUCGACAACCGCUGAUCCAGCAGCGUCCCUUCUACUGGAAAAGCGGCUUUUGCCUCGAUUUUCCAUCGACCCGGUGCCCGAGGUCGAACCAAAUGACGAAAACAGCCUUCUGCUUGGCUCAAAAGAAGACAUCCUCGUUCCUAUUAUGCUGGAUCUGAGAGACCUGCCCCUAGAAGCGACGGGUAUUGUCUGCGGCCUCGCUGGCCGGCUAGCAGCGGCCACGCACAGUCGGGAAGACUUAAGCAACAGCCAUGCUUCUAUUUCUUCUUUGACAAGUUCUAAUUCAGUUCUUCCCGCGGCAAGUAUGCCUAUUCCCAUGCCUAGUACAGGAACCUCUUCCACAGUAUCGGCUGUUGCAAGCAGCGCCUCGCAACCGGGAACGCAUCCUUCCGGUACUACGAGCCCUCCAUCAUCACACCACCUCGAACCCGAUCCAGAGACGUAUGCGGAUGCUGUUGAGAUCAGUUUCCUGAGCACCGUCCGUGCUGGGACGGUUAUUGUUGGGGAGCGAGAGCUUAGUCGUGCUGUGGACGCCCUAGAGGCAGAAAGCCGCGAACCCGAUAGCGAAAUUGUAGGGGAGGAGCCUUCAUGA